This is a messenger RNA of Arctia plantaginis, 2091 nucleotides long. The record is from the annotation of a GenBank genome assembly. NCBI's taxonomy places the organism in Eukaryota, Metazoa, Arthropoda, Insecta, Lepidoptera, Erebidae.
AUGGAUUCUUUAGUUGGUUACGGGAGUGACGACGAAAAUGAAUCUGAGCGAUAUGGAAGCCAACAAGCAUCGGUGGGGGCUGGCGCCAGCUGCAGUUUUCGACGCCGGGACGACGACACAAACUACGAUGAUGUGAACAUGGACAUGAGCGAGGAUUCUCAGGAUGCUGAGUCAGAACCCGAGCUGCCACCUGCAGAGCCUCCCUCUCCACAGCAGCCUUCAAGAGAUCAGCGUAGAGGUUCUAAUGACAGCCGAGAGCGCGAUCGCGAACGGGAUCGCGAGUUUGACCGUAAAGAGAGACGUCGCGAGUCCCCAGGCCGCAGUCGGUCUGACAGAGAACGCUCUGAUAGGCGCUCACCACGUAGAGAUGAAAGAUACAGAUCGGAUCGUGAUCGCACUGGAAGUAGGCCGGAGCCCCGUCGCGGGUUGUUGGGCGAUCGGCCUGAUGAUAAAGUGCCAGCACUCAUGGACCUCAAACCAUUUGCUGGAGAUUUACCGACGGCUUCAGACAAGAGGUCACAAGAUGCUCGGGAUGCUGUAUCGCCUAGGUUUGUGGAUCGUGAUCGCCGCGAUAGAGACAGGGACCGUGAACGGGAACGCGAUAGAGAUCGCCACGGUAGACGCUCAGAGGAAAAGAGGUCUUCUAGUCACAGACAUGAUCGCCGUGAUAGAUCCAGAUCCCGAUCCCGUGGUGCACCUCACUCUUCUAGUCACUCGUCCGGCUCUAGUGAACGACGCUCACCGUCCGGAGACUACAGGCCUUCGUCCUACAAGGUCAAUAAGAAACUGGAAGUAAUGGAAAAGAUGGGUUUACAAAUUAAGACUCCAGAUGGUUCCAUGGCGACAGCUCAACAGCUGCGUGCUGCGGCCCAUGAUGCACCUUCAACCACUUCAGGUGGUCUGCCAUCAUAUUACAAUCCCAGCGCAGUCAAUGCUUCUAAGAUAUUAAAUCAGGUACAGAAACGGAAGCUUUUAUGGGGAAAUAAGAAUAAGACUGAAGCUGAAGAGGCAGCCAAGUGGAGUGGAACACGGUUUGCCCAGGAUACAGAUGGAAAGCAAGUCACCAAAUUUAUGAGGCUAAUGGGCAUAAAGGAACCUGCUGCCGUUAAUGAAACACCAGACAAGACCGCCGACCCUAUAAAGAAGCAAGAGGACUUAUUUCAAGCAAUGCAAGCUCAGUACGAAGUCGCCCGAGCCACCACACACACGAUGCGCGGCGUCGGCCUCGGUUUACAAAUUAAGACUCCAGAUGCUUCCAUGGCGACAGCUCAACAGCUGCGUGCUGCGGCCCAUGAUGCACCUUCAACCACUUCAGGUGGUCUGCCAUCAUAUUACAAUCCCAGCGCAGUCAAUGCUUCUAAGAUAUUAAAUCAGGUACAGAAACGGAAGCUUUUAUGGGGAAAUAAGAAUAAGACUGAAGCUGAAGAGGCAGCCAAGUGGAGUGGAACACGGUUUGCCCAGGAUACAGAUGGAAAGCAAGUCACCAAAUUUAUGAGGCUAAUGGGCAUAAAGGAACCUGCUGCCGUUAAUGAAACACCAGACAAGACCGCCGACCCUAUAAAGAAGCAAGAGGACUUAUUUCAAGCAAUGCAAGCUCAGUACGAAGUCGCCCGAGCCACCACACACACGAUGCGCGGCGUCGGCCUCGGUUUACAAAUUAAGACUCCAGAUGCUUCCAUGGCGACAGCUCAACAGCUGCGUGCUGCGGCCCAUGAUGCACCUUCAACCACUUCAGGUGGUCUGCCAUCAUAUUACAAUCCCAGCGCAGUCAAUGCUUCUAAGAUAUUAAAUCAGGUACAGAAACGGAAGCUUUUAUGGGGAAAUAAGAAUAAGACUGAAGCUGAAGAGGCAGCCAAGUGGAGUGGAACACGGUUUGCCCAGGAUACAGAUGGAAAGCAAGUCACCAAAUUUAUGAGGCUAAUGGGCAUAAAGGAACCUGCUGCCGUUAAUGAAACACCAGACAAGACCGCCGACCCUAUAAAGAAGCAAGAGGACUUAUUUCAAGCAAUGCAAGCUCAGUACGAAGUCGCCCGAGCCACCACACACACGAUGCGCGGCGUCGGCCUCGGUUUUCAAAGAGGACAAUAUUAA